AAAGAGAUAAAGAAGAAUGAGAAGGAGGAUGAGAAGAAGAAGGCAGGGUCAGUCAAGAUGAAGAGAAAGACUGAGGAUGAGACAGAGGAGACAGAGAAGAUGACAAUGAAGAAGGAGGAGGAGAAAGAGCCACAGCGAUGGAGGUGGUGGGAGGAGAAGGGGUACAAGGAUGGGACUAAGUGGAAGUUCCUGGAACACAAGGGGCCCCUCUUUCCCCCAGAAUACCAGCCCCUCCCUGAUGAUGUCCAUUUCUACUAUGACGGGCAAGCAGUGAAGCUCAGUCCAGCAGCAGAGGAGGUGGCCCUGUUCUUUGUCCAGAUGAUGGAUCACGAGUACACCACCAAGGACGUGUUCCGCAACAACUUCUUCAAGGACUGGAGGAGGGAGAUGACUGUGGAGGAGAGGAUGCUGAUAACUGACCUGAAUAAAUGUGACUUUGGGGAACUCUUCCGUAUGCAUCAGGCGAGGGUGGAGGUCCAACACAACAUGAGCAAGGAGGAGAAACAGGCAAUAAAGGAGGCAAAUCAGAAAAUAACAGAGGAAUAUGGCUACUGCACAUUGGACCACCACCGUGAGCGCAUCGGUAACUUCAGGAUUGAGCCCCCUGGCCUAUUCCGCGGCCGGGGGGACCACCCCAAACAGGGCAUGCUGAAGAGGAGGAUCCAGCCUGAAGACAUCAUCAUCAACUGUAGCAAAGAUUCUCGGGUCCCAGAGCCUCCUGCUGGCCACCGAUGGAAAGAGGUGCGCCAUGACAAUGCAGUGACAUGGCUUGCCAGCUGGACGGAGAACGUGCAGGGGUCCUGCAAAUACAUCAUGCUGGAUGCCAGCUCUAAGCUCAAGGGUGAGAAGGACAGGGAGAAGUAUGAGGUGGCCCGCAGACUGAGCGCCUGUGUGGACCAGAUCCGGUCUCAGUACUACCAGGACAUGAAAUCCAAACACAUGGUGAUCCGCCAGAGAGCUGUGGCCCUCUACUUCAUUGACAAGCUGGCCCUGAGGGUGGGCAAUGAGAAGGAGGUGAGCGAGACAGCGGACACAGUCGGCUGCUGCUCCCUGAGGGUGGAGCACAUAACCCUGCACGAGGAGCUGGAGGGAGAACAGCAUGUGGUGGAGCUCGACUUUCUGGGCAAGGACUCCAUCCGCUACCACAACAAGGUCCCUAUCGCUAAAAGGGUUUUCAAAAAUCUGAAACAUUUCCUGGAGAACAAGGAGAAAGGAGAUGAGCUGUUUGACCGCUUGACAACAUCCAUGUUGAAUAAAUAUCUGAGCUCUCUGAUGCCUGGCCUGACUGCCAAAGUGUUUCGGACCUACAAUGCCUCUGUAACCCUUCAGCAGAAGCUUAGAGAGCUGUCCCAGAUGUCACACAGCCAGGCUGAGAAACUGCUCUCCUACAACAGGGCCAACCGUGCAGUUGCAGUGCUCUGCAACCACCAGCGAGCAGCGCCAAAGACCUUUGAGCAGUCCAUGGUCAACCUGCAGGCAAAGAUUGACUGUAAGAAAGAGCAGUUGGCCCAGGCCAAGACUGAGCUAAAACAGGCCAAGAGGGAGGCCAAGGCAUGCCCAGACAGACAGCUGCAGGACAUGGUGGAGAAGAAAAGGAAGGCCAUCCAGCAUCACCAGGAUCGGCUACUGAAUUUGAUCAUUCAGGCCACAGACAGAGAGGAGAGCAAACAGAUUGCUCUGGGAACCUCCAAACUCAACUACCUGGACCCACGUAUCAGCAUCGCUUGGUGCAUGAAAAUGAAUGUGCCCCUGGAGAAAAUUUAUAACAAAAGCCAAAGAGAUAAGUUUGCCUGGGCUAUUGACAUGACCGAACCAGACUUUGAAUUCUGA
Messenger RNA from Megalops cyprinoides (Indo-Pacific tarpon), 1830 nucleotides. RefSeq names its product DNA topoisomerase 1-like. Gene Ontology annotation, cellular component: nucleolus; chromosome. Gene Ontology annotation, molecular function: DNA topoisomerase type I (single strand cut, ATP-independent) activity; DNA binding. Gene Ontology annotation, biological process: DNA replication; chromosome segregation; DNA topological change. The transcript is spliced from 16 exons. Lineage: Eukaryota; Metazoa; Chordata; Actinopteri; Elopiformes; Megalopidae. The coding region runs from base 58 to 1830 and encodes 590 amino acids. The record is from RefSeq and is a predicted model, not a curated record.